AUGCCUUUUUUGGGGUCAGAUGCAUGUGGAAUAUGUUCUGUAGGUAUUUUGUUGUGUUUUUCGUGUCUAAUGUCUACUUUUGAUUACCUUAUUGUAUAACGUGAUAUUGUUAGUCAUCAAUUAUCAUUGUUAAGUCCUAAAAGUCAUUAAAUUCUUGCAUUCGUAAUGGCCUCAAUUAACCCUCUGCUGCUCUCUGACCUCUUCUAAAUUAUUCAUGGACAGUCUUUUCCCUGAGGGCAGAGUCCUGUCCCCAUUCCCUGAGGGCCGGUUCCUACCGAGAUUGUGUGCUUUUAUGGGUCCGAUGCCUUUCCUCGGGCCCUUUAUUCUCGAAAAUCGAUUUCUUUUUCUUUCCUUGUUAUUCUUUCCUCUUCUUCCUCGUUUCGAACGCCGCACAACUUUUAACUUUACUCAUUUCUUUUUGGGAAACGUAAUUGGAACAGAUGGUUUUCCGGUGUUAAUGUUGUUUUUGCAAUUUUUUUCCGCUCCUAUCAGAUAUUUUAUGCAAAUAGUGGUAUUUAUGAGCAAUUACAAUGUUAUUUUAUAAAACGUAACAAAAGGUUUUGUGAUUUUGGACCGCUCUUUAUAUUUUUUUAUAUUAAAUUUACCUUUUUGGAUACGUUAAUAUUGACUCGAUGAAGUGGGGAGCUUUUUUAGCGGAUUACAAAAUUGUCAUUUGUUAGUAUCCGUAAUGUUCGCCUAAAUAAAGUCCGCGUGUUAAUAAGAUUGGCCUAUUAUUUACUAUAACAUCCGAUUCCAGUCAUUCAAGAUGGCGUCGUUUAUAAUGAAGCAGAUGAUCGGGAACAAGUUCGAGGAGGUCAGCGGAGGACUCAGCAAGAUGGGCGGCGACGACGGCGAGGCCAAGACUGAGACCGGCGAGGAUCCAGAGGUAGUGGCUGCUCGGUUGGAACAGGAGGAACGACGCAAGGAGAAGCAUCGCAAAAUGGAAGCGGAAAGAGAAAAGAUGCGCGGCGACAUCAGAAGCAAAUAUAACAUCCAGAAGAAGGAAGAGGGCAUGCAAUUGGACAUGGGCGCCGAUGGACGAAUCGGGUCGGCCAUCAAGAAGACUCCCGAACAAUUAGCGGCCGAAAUGAAUGCCCAAGACGACUCUCUGAUCGGCCAGUUGGGUCUCACCGAACAUGUGGAGAAGGCCAAGACUGCCGUAAAUGGGGCCUUGGACACCGUCAAAGGGUUCCUACCCUUUGGCAAGUAA
This is a messenger RNA of Bursaphelenchus xylophilus (pine wood nematode), 1210 nucleotides long. The record is from the annotation of a GenBank genome assembly. NCBI's taxonomy places the organism in Eukaryota, Metazoa, Nematoda, Chromadorea, Rhabditida, Aphelenchoididae.